Messenger RNA from Phycodurus eques (leafy seadragon), 1904 nucleotides. It is a transcript of the gene rbm14b, whose product is annotated as RNA binding motif protein 14b. The coding region runs from base 255 to 1904 and encodes 549 amino acids. Gene Ontology annotation, molecular function: zinc ion binding; mRNA binding. Gene Ontology annotation, cellular component: cytosol. NCBI's taxonomy places the organism in Eukaryota, Metazoa, Chordata, Actinopteri, Syngnathiformes, Syngnathidae. The transcript has 4 exons. The record is from RefSeq and is a predicted model, not a curated record.
GGGGGAAUAUUAUUUGAUGGACGGAACGAGUAAAUUCAGUGCGGAUGCUCGGUCAUGGAAUGAAAAUAAAUCUGGUAAACGCGGUUUCCAUACUGAAAGGAACCAGAAUUGUUGGGAGUCAAGCGAGUGGGUUUACGUGGGUUUAUCCCCCCGCCCUCCAUUUUCAAUGCCGGGCAGUCAGGCGGAAGUGGCCGCGACCAUUUUGAAAAACACGAGCAGCAGCACCAGCAGCAGCACUAGCAGCGCUAAGCACCAUGGACAAGGGUCAAACGGUGAAGCUGUUUGUGGGCAACCUAGCGUUGGAAAGCACCCAGGAGGAGCUGUCGGCCAUCUUCGAGCCGUACGGUCACGUGGUCAGCUGCAGCGUGCUGCGGCAGUUCGCCUUCGUGCACCUGCAGGGCGAGGGCGCCGCCGAGCGCGCCAUCCGCGAUCUCAACGGGCGCGAGUUCCGCGGGCGCAACUUGGUGGUGGAGGAGUCGCGGGGGCGGCCGCUGCACUCCACCAAAGUGUUUGUGGGGAACCUGAGCGGCAUGUGCACCACAGAAGAUCUCCAGCAGCUCUUUCAGACUUUUGGGAAAGUGCUGGAAUGCGACAAAGUCAAAGCCAGGCAUUCGUCUUCCGUAGGCUACGCCUUCGUGCACAUGGAGAACAAGGAAGACGCACUUCAGGCCAUCGAGGCGCUUCACGGCACUUCCUUUAAGGGGCGGCCCCUUUCCGUGGAGCUCUCCAAAGUUCAGCCCAGCAAGCAGACGCCCACCGGGAAGAUUCCUUGCGUCAAUUGCGGCAAGCAGGGCCACUACGCCGGCGAGUGUCCCGUGGGGAAGCCCACCCUGGAGCAGUACCAGAGUCAGGCGGCCGUGCUGGCCGCGGCGGCGGCCGCCGCCGCCGGCCUCCCUCUUCAAGUGCAGCAGAGCGUGCACAACUCGGUGUACAACACGUCCACGUUCGAUCCCACGUACGCCGCCCUCACCGGGAUCACCACGGGCACGCGCACCGACGGCAACCCCGUCAACCCGGCGGUCUACGGCGCCCUCGCCAGCCAGGUGUACGGCGCCAACGUGGCCAAUCAGCUCUACGGAUCGGUGGCCAACCAGGCCGCGCUGUCGUCGGGAGCCGCUCAAGUUUACAGCUCGGUCGCCCCCAACCUCUACGGUCAGGUGGCUGCCAAUCCCGCCGCAGCGGCCGCUUACACGACGCCCGUUUACACGCCGUCGAUGGCCAACUCCAUCUACCUGACCGCCGGGCCCGGGAUCGAAAUGCAGUCGGCGGCGGCGGUCAACCCCGCCUACACAGUCGCGCCUGCGAUAUCGCCCGCCUACGCUCACAUCACCGCCAUGGGUGCCGCAGACCCCGCGACGGCCAUCUUUGAAGUGGCCAGACAGGCCCAUUAUUUUGCUCAAGGUCAGCAGGUCGUGGCCGAGCAGCAGACGGCGGCGGCGGCCAAGUCCGGCGAACGGGACCGCAGUCCGCUCCGACGGACGGCCUCCCUCCUGCCGGACCCCGUCAUGAAGCCGUUUAUAUACCAGCGGGCCAAACCGCGGCGCUCGCUGCUCCCGACCCCCGCCGGCCGCGCUGCCGAGGAGGCGUCGUCGGAGGCGCCCGAGGACCACGUGGCAAGAUACUAUGCUGACUACUACCAGCAGCUGCAGCAGUACCCUCACUUCCAGUACGCCUACCCCUCCCCCGGGGCCAUGAGCGCCAUCCCCGGCAUGCAGGCGGUGCCCGCCCAGCCCGUGGCCGCGCUGGACGCCCUCAGGCCAGUGGUCCCCGCCGCCGCCGCUGUGGCAGCAGCCAUGGCUGCGCCCAGGGUGUAUGAGCCGCCGUUGCCGCCGACCACGCGCAAGGAGUCCAUCCUCCGCCGCCCCGAACUCUCCCUUCACACGCCUGAGCCCCCCUUCCGAUAG